Messenger RNA from Trichoplusia ni (cabbage looper), 1611 nucleotides. RefSeq names its product carboxylesterase 1C-like. Lineage: Eukaryota; Metazoa; Arthropoda; Insecta; Lepidoptera; Noctuidae. The record is from RefSeq and is a predicted model, not a curated record. The transcript has 2 exons. The coding region runs from base 360 to 1493 and encodes 377 amino acids.
GUUUGUCAUUACCAUUUCAGCCUCCUCUCCCGGCGCCUGUUUGGAGCAAACCAUUUAAUGCCACCAACAAACAGAUCAAUUGUCCACAAACGACCAUUGACUUAGACGUAAUACCUAAAAACUUCGUGGCACAAGAAGAUUGCCUGGUUGCUAAUGUGUACGUGCCCGACACAAGGAAGAAGAAUCUCUCAGUUCUUGUAUACGUGCACGGAGGCGGUUUUAUAGUGGGCUACGGAGACUUAACAACACACAAACAUUUCUUAAAAACGAAAGAUAUCAUUCUAGUCUCCUUCAACUACCGCCUUGGUGCGCAUGGCUUCCUCUGUCUCGGCACUGAUAACGUACCAGGUAAUGCCGGUAUGAAGGACCAGGUUGCCUUGCUUCGGUGGGUACAAAAGAAUAUUGCAAGCUACGGCGGGAACCCUGAUGACGUCACUAUUGCUGGCUACAGUGCAGGGUCUGCAUCAGUAGAUCUCUUAAUGCUCUCUAAAUCUGCAGAAGGAUUGUUCCACCGAGUUAUACCUGAGAGUGGAGCAAAUCUUGCGGCAUUUACAAUCCAGAGAGAUCCUUUGGGAAUUGCAAAAGAAUAUGCCAAAAGUUUGAACUUUACGAACGUAGAUGACAUUCACGAAUUGGAAAAGUUUUACAGGACAGCCUCUUUAGAGCUUUUAACUUCUGUAGAGAUCUCUAAUAAAUCUGACUCCACUUUCCUUUUCUCGCCAUGUUUAGAGCGUGAAACGGAACAGGACGCAUUCUUGACAGAAUCACCUUUAAGUAUAUUGAAAAAUGGUAGUUACAAGAAAUUGCCCGUGUUGUACGGUUUUGCUAAUAUGGAAGGGUUGAUGCGCAUCCAAUCAUUUGAAGACUGGAAACAUAAAAUGAAUGAAAAAUUCUCUGAUUUCUUACCAGCUGAUUUGACGUUCAGGUCUGACAAGGAAAAAGAAGAAGUAGCAGAUAAAAUAAAGAAAUUCUACUUUGGCAGUCAGCCUAUUGGUGACGAAAACGUUCUUAGAUUCGUUGACUUUUUUUCAGAUGUAUACUUUACAACUUCUAUACUUUGGACUGUAAAGCUGCAAGUAGAGGCUGGAAAUAAUCAAACAUAUUUGUAUUAUUAUUCUUUUGUGGAUGAGAACACUCCUGUAGUACCUCACACCGACGUUAGGGGUGCAGACCACUGUGCUCAAACAGAUGCUGUUGGUGACAGAGAUGAAAAUAUUGCAAGCGCUAGUUUUCACAUUAUGAAAAAGACCGUUAGAAAAAUUUGGCACAAUUUUAUUAAAACCGGCAAGCCUGUACCGGAAGGGUCGGCACUAACAGCGUGGCCGGCGGCCGGCGCGGACAGGGCGCCGUACAUGUCCCUGGGACAGAAGGUGGAGUUGCGACACGAGCCCCUGCUGGAGAAACGCUUCCGCUUCUGGGAGGACAUCUACCAGAGGUAUUACCUGGAGCCUAUUCCUCCACCUGCACCAGUGCUCAAUCAAGCUGUGUAUUAAAAAGGAUACACAUGAAAAUUUAAUGUACCUACAUUAUGUGUGUAUUUUUCUAUAUGUUGUGUAGUGUAAUAACUGCACUAAUAAAUAAAUAUACUCAUUGAGUAAUUUUAUAAAUUUA